Messenger RNA from Ipomoea triloba (trilobed morning glory), 510 nucleotides. RefSeq names its product receptor-like protein EIX2. The record is from RefSeq and is a predicted model, not a curated record. Gene Ontology annotation, molecular function: protein binding. Bases 1 to 510 code for a protein of 169 amino acids. The transcript has a single exon. NCBI's taxonomy places the organism in Eukaryota, Viridiplantae, Streptophyta, Magnoliopsida, Solanales, Convolvulaceae.
AUGAGUUUGCAUGCAUUGGAGAACUUGAAUAUUUCUAGAAAUAAUCUAUGUGGAACAAUCCCUAGGACUAUUGGGGAUUUGAGCAAAAUUGAAUCACUUGAUUUAUCUAGAAAUGAGCUCUCUGGUCCCAUUCCACCAAGCUUGUCAUCUUUGAAUUUUUUGAGCCACUUGAACUUAUCAUUCAACAAUUUAUAUGGAAUGAUACCAACAGGAAGGCAACUUCAAACACUCAAUGAUCCAUCCAUUUACAUGGGCAAUGCGGGGCUUUGUGGUGCCCCACUUCCAAAGGAUUGUCCAGGUGAUGUACCAUCUUUUGCUAAUCAAUCUACAAAAACCAGUAGUGAUGAUGACCAUGAAUUUUUCAUGUGGUUCUAUGCUGGUUUGGGGCCUGGUUUCUUUGUUGGAUUCAUUGGAGUAUUAAGCACUCUACUGUUUGCAAGAUCUUGGAGCUAUGCUUACUUCAAAUUUUUAGAGAUGGCUUACAACAAAAUACUCUAUUAUAUUCAUUAA